AUGGUAACGGAUCCAUGACUGUGCUUCUGUUAUUAUCAACGCCAGUAACGGUUAAACCUAUUGCAUGUGUCGAAAUGAAGGACGAGAAGAGUAACUCUAUAUUGCCCACUGAAGCGACUCGAUUGAGACCAAGAUUGGAAAGUUUCGAUGAUGUUCUGCCGUAUGUCGGUGACUACGGGAGAUAUCAAUGGCUGUUGUUAUUGUCGUUACUACCUUAUGGCGCGACGUACGCGUUUCUGUAUUUCUCGCAAUUUUUCAUUACAAUUAUUCCCACGGAACACUGGUGCAGGAUAGACGAAUUAGUAAACUCGAAUUUCACCGAAGAAGAGAGGAUUAAGAUAGCGAUUCCAGUGACGAACGUUUAUCCUUAUUACGAACAAUGUCAACGGAAGGACGUAAACUUCACAGAGCUGUUGAAGAGCGAUAAGAGCCUGAGCUCAUCGGGCUUCCAAACAAACAAAACGAUAAAAUGUACUCAAUGGGAGUACAUUUACGCAGAUUUACAUUUUACGCAGAUUCCAUAUCCUAGUAUAGGAACUGAGGCGAAGUAUUCACAUCGUUGUCUGAAUCGCAUGCUUCGAAAUUCUUACACUUCUGCUGCGUUCUUUGGGUCAUUUCCGAUCUAA
This is a messenger RNA of Bombus huntii, 626 nucleotides long. RefSeq names its product carcinine transporter-like. The record is from RefSeq and is a predicted model, not a curated record. Bases 15 to 626 code for a protein of 203 amino acids. The transcript has 3 exons. Lineage: Eukaryota; Metazoa; Arthropoda; Insecta; Hymenoptera; Apidae.